This is a messenger RNA of Panicum virgatum (switchgrass), 1467 nucleotides long. Its product is annotated as peroxidase 5-like. The coding region runs from base 132 to 1211 and encodes 359 amino acids. Gene Ontology annotation, molecular function: peroxidase activity; heme binding. Gene Ontology annotation, biological process: hydrogen peroxide catabolic process; response to oxidative stress. Gene Ontology annotation, cellular component: plasmodesma; plant-type cell wall. NCBI's taxonomy places the organism in Eukaryota, Viridiplantae, Streptophyta, Magnoliopsida, Poales, Poaceae. The transcript is spliced from 3 exons. The record is from RefSeq and is a predicted model, not a curated record.
CCCCUCAUUUUUCUACUGCAGGCAUGCCAGAAUUUCUAUUCCAGCGCGCUAUAAACACCCCUCGUGCGAUACACAGUCAUGCUGCAUUCAGAAAAGCAGCAGCAGGACGAGGAGCUCUGUAGUCUGUAGCCAUGACUAAGCGCUGCUGCCUACGCUUGGGCACGCUCCUGGCGGCGCUGCUCUCGGCCACCGCCUGCCUCGACUUGGGCUUCUACGACAGGACGUGCCCCUCCGCCGAGACCAUCGUGCAGCAGACCGUCGCCGCCGCGUUCAGGAACGACUCCGGCGUCGCUCCGGCGAUCAUCCGCAUGCACUUCCACGACUGCUUCGUCAAAGGCUGCGAUGGCUCGGUCCUGAUCGACUCGACGCCCAACAACACGGCGGAGAAGGACGCCAUCGCCAACAAUCCCAGCCUCCGGUUCUUCGAGGUGGUCGACCGCGCCAAGGCGGCCCUGGAGGCGCGGUGCCCCGGCGUGGUCUCCUGCGCCGACAUCCUCGCCUUCGCGGCCCGGGACAGCGUCGUGCUCGCCGGCGGCGCCGGCUACCGGGUGCCGGCCGGGCGCCGCGACGGCAGGAGAUCCCUCGCCAACGAGACGGGCGACCUGCCGCCGCCGUUCUUCAACGCCACGGAGCUGGUGGACAGCUUCGCCAGGAAGAACCUCACCCUGGAGGACAUGGUCGUCCUCUCCGGCGCCCACUCCAUCGGCGUCUCCCACUGCAGCAGCUUCGCCGGCAUCCCCAACAACCCCGCCAACCGGCUCUACAACUUCAGCGGCUCAGCUGACGGUAUUGAUCCGCUGCUGAGCAAGGCCUACGCAUUUCUGCUCAAGAGCAUCUGCCCGCCCAGCAGCAACCAGACCUUCCCGACGACCACGCCGUUCAUGGACCUCAUCACGCCGACCAAGCUCGACAACAGGUACUACGUCGGCCUGCAGAACAACCUGGGCCUCUUCACGUCGGACGCGGCGCUGAUGACCAACGCGACGACGAAGGCGCUCGUCGACUCCUUCGUGCGCAGCGAGGCGAUGUGGAAGGCCAAGUUCGCCAGGUCCAUGCUCAAGAUGGGGCAGAUCGAGGUGCUGACCGGGGCGCAGGGCGAGAUCAGGCGCAACUGCAGGGUCAUCAACCCCGCUAGGACCGCCGGCUUUCAUCCUGUUGUCGCCGGAUCGUCAGGAUCUUCAUCAGGAUCCAUUGGAGUAGCUGCAAGCUAAUGGAAGAUGGGUGUGCAGUGUGCAAAGUGAUUGUCUUGUUUGGAUGUGAUGCUGCAGUAAGUAAUGAGCAGAUUAUAGCUAGAUAACUUGCUUGUUACAUGAUCAGGGAGAGCACGCGAUCUAGAAAACUCUGAAGAAAAGGGGAUGAGAAGUGAGCAGAGUCUGUUGUACGUUAACCGAUGUUCAUUUGUCUAUCUAUGGAGUUUGAUUGUGAGGAUGAAAUAAAUAUUUGAACAAUAUUGUUGUUUGUGGCAAA